Aspergillus clavatus NRRL 1 is the source of this 621-nucleotide messenger RNA. RefSeq lists its product as uncharacterized. The record is from RefSeq and is a predicted model, not a curated record. The coding region runs from base 1 to 621 and encodes 206 amino acids. Lineage: Eukaryota; Fungi; Ascomycota; Eurotiomycetes; Eurotiales; Aspergillaceae. The transcript is spliced from 2 exons.
AUGCUGCUUACUAUCCUGGGGCUUCUUUUCGCCUUAAUAUCCGCAUCUUGUCUGUUCUUCUACAAUCCGCAGAGAGUACCUUCAGAUAUCGUCUCAUCAGUGGAUAUUGACAUUGUCUGUCCUCCCGGGAACGACCUCAAUGAUGAGAGUUACUGGCUUGACUUUGGGGCUGGUCCCGGCAUUGAUGUCGUCGGAUUCCCGUCCAUUGGCGGCCGAUACCUGCUCCAGGAUGUCUCCGCGGUGGAACUGGACUUUCUGGGCCUCGACCGGUUCACCCCGACUCAGCGGCCCCCGAAGUCGGACCCGGACUGGCAGGCGAAGGAAGAGGCACAUUGUGACCGCUUGCGUCGCCUUGGAGCUGAGUGGUGGGAAAGUUUAGCCCAUGCCUAUAUGGAGGCGUUCACCGGUCAGAGCUGGGACGACGAGAAUUUCACUGGCGUGGGCUGGCCUGCAACUGGGGGUGUCUGGGUUCUUCGGACCACUCUUCGGGAAGCUGUGGAAAUAGGUACGGCCAGGAUUCGAAAUGCAUACAAUAUGGAGGAACGGUGCCAGAGUAUUGAGAAACUGGGGGGCGUGUUUUAUCAGGAUCCGAAAGACUGUCCUCAUCUCAACCUGCCGUGA